Gastrolobium bilobum is the source of this 2191-nucleotide messenger RNA. RefSeq lists its product as uncharacterized. NCBI's taxonomy places the organism in Eukaryota, Viridiplantae, Streptophyta, Magnoliopsida, Fabales, Fabaceae. The record is from RefSeq and is a predicted model, not a curated record. Bases 332 to 1786 code for a protein of 484 amino acids. The transcript has 2 exons.
GAGAGAGAGAGAGUGAUGAUGCAUUUCAAUUCUUCUAGUACAAUAACUAAUAACUUAUCAUAAGGUUAUGUAAUAUAGUUGAAUACUCUAUUCCUUUUGUUGAGUGAUCAAUCAUACACAACACAGCACCCUCUUUUCUUAUUAACUACUUUCCAUUCUCUUCUUUCUCUCUAUUCUCCGUUUUUUUUUUCUCUCUUAUCCCUUUUUUAUUUUCCUCUUUCUUUUUUUCCCAAAUACUAUGAUUGCAUCUCGCCGGUAAAUCCUUCCUCCGCCGUCGAUUCACGAUCUCCGGUGUCCUGGAAUCGCCGUCCUCUGCCCUCCAAAUCCCGCCAUGGGAAGCCUCAACAACAAUAGCGUCGACACCGUCAACGCUGCCGCCACCGCCAUCGUCACCGCCGAGUCCAGAGUCCAACCAGCCACCGUGCCGAAAAAACGCUGGGGAAGGUUCUGGAGCCUGUAUUGGUGUUUUGGAUCUCAUAAAAGCAGCAAGCGAAUUGGCCAUGCUGUCCUUGUUCCUGAUCCUGUUCAACCAAUGGGUCAAGCUGCUACUGCCGCACCAAAUCCUUCAAAUGCCAUUGUAAUGCCUUUCAUUGUCCCCCCCUCUUCUCCUGCAUCUUUUCUCCAGUCUGAUCCUCCAUCUGCUACUCAUUCACCAGCUGGAUUACUUUCACUUACUUCUCUAUCUGUCAAUGCUUACUCUUCUGGUGGACCAGCAUCCAUUUUUACCAUAGGUCCAUAUGCUUAUGAGACCCAGUUAGUUUCUCCACCUGUAUUUUCCAACUUCACAACUGAGCCAUCAACUGCUCCUUUUACUCCCCCACCUGAAUCUGUGCAGAUGACAACACCAUCAUCUCCUGAGGUUCCAUUUGCUCAAUUGUUGGCAUCAUCGCUGGACCGGGCUCGUAAAAAUAAUGGGACACAUAAGUUUGCAUUAUAUAAUUAUGAAUUUCAGCCUUAUCAACAAUAUCCUGGAAGCCCAGGUGCCCAACUCAUAUCACCUGGAUCAGCCAUUUCAACUUCUGGCACCUCUACCCCUUUCCCUGAUAGGCGCCCAACUCUAGAAUUCCGCAAAGGAGAAGCGCCAAAGAUCUUGGGUUUUGAACACUUCUCCACUCGAAAAUGGAGUUCAAGGCUGGGAUCUGGAUCCUUGACACCAGAUGGUGCAGGGCAAGGUUCAAGACUAGGUUCAGGAUCUUUGACACCUGAUGGUGUUGGGCUAGCUUCACGAUUAGGUUCUGGGUGUGUGACACCUGAUGGUCUGGGGCAGGAUUCCAGGUUGGGUUCUGGCUCUGUGACGCCUGAUGGUGCUGGACCAACCAUACAAGAAAGCAUCUAUGUUCGAGACCAUAUUUCUGAGGAAGUAUCUCUUGCAAACUCACAGAAUGGAUGUCAAAGUAAUGCAAUGGUGGUCGAUCACAGAGUUUCUUUUGAAUUAACUGGGGAAGAUGUUGCACGAUGUCUUGCAAAUAAAACAGGAGCAUUGCUUCGAAACAUGUCAAGGUCUUCGCAGGGUAUACUUGCCAAAGACCCUGUUGACAUUGAAAGGAUACAAAAAGACACCAAUAGUUGUUGUGAUGUGUGUUCAGGGAAAACAAAUGAUAAGCCUAACAAUCCUCUUGGAGAAGGAGAGCAGUGCUGUCAGAAGCAUCACUCUGGUAAUUCUUCCAAAGAAUUCAAUUUUGACAACAGAAAAGGUGAUGUUUCUGGUACUGCUGCCAAUGGCUCUGAAGGUAGAUCAGCGAACAGUUGGGCUUUCUUCCCAAUGUUGCAACCAGAAAUCAGAUGAUGAUUUAGAUUAUUGCAACAUGACUUAAGCUGUAUGGUUUGGGGCAAAAGGAUUUUCAAUUUCUUUGCAGAGCAGAACCUUUAGCAUACUGAAUGCAUAUAUUGUUUUGAAUGCAGUUCAUCAUGCCUUUGAAGAAACGGUGGUAAAUGGAUGAUUGAGUGAGACUCAGAUGAAAAAACAGUUGUUAUAGUCUGUUAGGACUCAAGGUAGAAUGCAAUGGGAGCAUAGUUGAUAGAUAGGGACCACUAUAGUGGGUUCUAAAUUCUUGUAGAACAUUACUUCUGGCAUUUCUCGUUUCAAGUAUACAGAAAUAGCAACGUACAGGUAUUUCGUGUUGAGGAUUAUUGUAUCAUUUCCUGUGCAAUAAUGAAAACAAGUAUCUUUUUAUGGGCAAUUGGAUUAAAA